Messenger RNA from Culicoides brevitarsis, 1125 nucleotides. RefSeq lists its product as uncharacterized. The transcript is spliced from 2 exons. Bases 1 to 1125 code for a protein of 374 amino acids. The record is from RefSeq and is a predicted model, not a curated record. Lineage: Eukaryota; Metazoa; Arthropoda; Insecta; Diptera; Ceratopogonidae.
AUGAAGCAAAGACAAAGUGAAAUAUCGUCGUACGACUCGGAUGAAGUGCCCAGCAAUAUUUCGUCGAAAUUGGAUCCCUCGUUGUCGCCAGUGACGCGUCGCAAACACGAAUUCCGGUUGGCGCGAUUGCAAUCGGAGGUGAUGACACGUGCACGAUCGACACUUUUCGGCUUGGGUGACGUCUGGAAGUCAAAAGUAAAUGGAUCUGCAUCGACCCCCACAUCGCCCGUACCCCCCUCAAGCAUGGGUCAAAUGACAACGCCGCCUCCGCGCAGUCCCAAAUCCAACCAAAAUGCCGUCAAAAAUACGUUCGAGUUCUUUUUUCCGCGCAAAAACAAGGAUUCCGUGAAAAUUCGCAAGGGAAACAGCGAAAAUAAUCUCGUUUUGUCGCAAAAACCGGCAAAAAUCGGAAAACGCAGUAGUGAUAGAAGCAGUGAUAGGAUGCCGAAAAAGCCAGAUCCAAAGGCAAAGUCGCAGCAACAGCAAAAACGAGGCGUUGACGAUCGCGGCAGACGUCUUUCGCGCAACCAAAGUGUCGACAUGAGCGAAAUGGCGUACAAAAAGAACGGAAAUCACGCAAAAGACAGGUCAGAUGUGCUGAGCAGGUCCUUUGACGAUGGCAUUCAUUACUUGUCGGAUAGCGAUGAGUUCCGCCCGCGUUCGUACAACGACACUUUUAGCUUUUUGGAUGACUUUGACAACGAAACGCGGUCCAUUUAUGACGGCGACACGCUGAAACGACGCAAAACGGGCGAAAAACCGGUCUCGCCGCGCCAUAUCUUGUUCAACGACGAAGACGAUGUGAUUUUUUUCAAGACAAGUUCGUGUCCCGACAAAUCCGCGAAAAAGUCGGAGAGGUAUUACGAUCAGGCGUCUGUUGUAAAGCCGACGAAAGACAUCCCCGGCAUCCUCCAUACGAGAAAUAGCUCAAAAGAUCGUCAUGGCAGCCCGCGACGAACGAAUAACGCGAAAGAUUUCGCGGCGCAAAGCAAUCAGGAGAAGAUUAUCAGUGCCCGAUUGAAGAUUCAACCGCCUGGAAGUCAAAAUCAGGAGGCGACCAAACAAAAAGUAUUAAAAAAUGUCGAUCAUGACCCGUAUUUGGACUCACCGUCGAACGACUUUUAG